AUGAAGCAAAUUUUGGGGGGGGGGUUUGAACAUAAUGACUUAGAACAAUUACAAGAUCCAGUGUUAUUAGAUGGAUUGGAUAGUAAUGAUGAUGAAAUACAAGAAGCAAGGGAAAGAAUGAAGGGAUUCAACUGUAGCAUUGUUGAAUUAGCUCAUAAACUCCAAGCUGAGGCUGAUCAGUGUGGGCUUACUGCACAACAACUGGGAUCUACAAACCCACAGAACAGUGAAGCAGAGGGUAAAGUUGACCCUAAAUCUGAAUAUGAGGAUUCUGGGGAAGAAAUACAUUCACCUGUUGUAAGUGGUGAUGAAGCUGACAACAUUCAACAAAGAAGGGAGAGAAGAGGGUUGUUAGUGGGGAAGCAUACAGACUUCUCAUUAUUUCCGUGGAAGGUGGGUCAGAGAUUCACAAGUAGGGAAUAUUUUAAGCAAGCUGUGGCCAAGUUUGCAGUGUUACAAGGGAGGAAAUUGCACAUUGUUUUGGCUAAUAAAAAAAGGCAUCAAAGGAUAGGUGUAAGGUGUAGUUCAGGUUGUCCCUUUAGAUUGUAUGGUUCCUGGGAUUCUAGAAGGGGAUCAUUUAUUGUUAAAACUUUGAUUGGGGAUCAUACUUGCAUCAGAAACAUGGAAAAGAACAAGCAACUGAAAUGUAGCUGGCUUGCAGACCAGUUACUUGAUGUUUUCAAAGUUAGGAAUCAUUGGCCUGCUAAAGAAAUUAUUGAAACUGUGAGGAGAGCUUAUAGAGCCAUUGUGAAGCCUGAUUUUUCUUAUAAAGUUAAGUGGCAUGCUCACAGGAAACUUCAUGGGUCAAUGAGGGACCACUAUGGGAAGGUUGGUAGAUACCUAGAAGCUGUGAAAAGGUUUAAUCCUAACACACACUUGGACUUGGUAACUUACAUGGAGAAGAACAAGCCUCCAAUGAUUUUUCAGAGACUGUAUGUGUGUUUUGAGGGUGUGCAUAUGGGUUGGAAGGAAGGGUGUAGGAAGAUAAUUUGUGUAGAUGCAUGUUUCUUGAAAACAUUCCUAGGAGGUCAGUUGAUGUCAGCUGUAGGAAGGGAUGGUAAUGAUCAAAUGUACCCAAUUGCUUGGGCUGUAGUGGAGGGAGAAAACAAUAGUUCUUGGGAAUGGUUCCUUAAACACCUCAGCAAUAGCCUUGUGGUUAUUGUUGGUAUGUUUCAGUCAAUCUUAACUGGAGUUGGAGUCAUUCUCCCUAAUGCUGAGCACAUGCACUGUGCAAGGCAUAUUUAUGCCAAUUGGCAUAAGUCUUUCAAAGGGGAUGAAUUGAAGCUUAAGUUUUGGAGCUGUGCCAAGGCAUACAAUAGAGCUGACUAUGAGGAAGCAUUAGAGAAAUUAACACUAGCUGAUCCAGCAACUGCAGAGGCUUUCAAAGCAUACAAUCCAAAGUUGUUCUACAGAGCUUUUAUGAAAACAGAGGUGAAGUCUGAUGCCAUUACAAGCAACAUGGAAGAGACUUUCAAUGGGUACAUAAUACAAGCCAGAGCAAAACAUCUACUGUACAUGCUUGAAGACAUCAGAUCAUCAUUAAUGAAAAGAUUGGUGACAAAGAAACAGGAAAUGGAGAAAUGGACAACAUCACUUUGUUCUAGGAUACAAAAAAAGUUGGAGUGGGAGAAAGAAGAGGCAGCCAAGUGUCAUGUCAUCCCCUCAAGCAGUACAUUGUUCCAAGUUAGUCACAUUUUGGACACAAUGAGUGUUGAUCUGGAAAAUAGGAAGUGCACUUGCAGAAAAUGGGAUAUGACAAGCAUCCCUUGUUGCCAUGUUGUUGCAACAUUGUUCUUCACACAUAAAAAUGCAGAGGAUUUUGUUGAUAAUUAUUACAAGAAGGAUAAGUACCUGCUGUGUUAUUCAAAUUCAAUCCCUCCCCUGGAGGGGGAAAGACACUAG
Chenopodium quinoa (quinoa) is the source of this 1902-nucleotide messenger RNA. RefSeq lists its product as uncharacterized. The record is from RefSeq and is a predicted model, not a curated record. Lineage: Eukaryota; Viridiplantae; Streptophyta; Magnoliopsida; Caryophyllales; Amaranthaceae. The transcript is spliced from 2 exons. Gene Ontology annotation, molecular function: zinc ion binding. The coding region runs from base 1 to 1902 and encodes 633 amino acids.